AUGGAGAAAGCAAGGAACAAAACAACUUUCGGCAGUGGAUUAAUUGUCAAGAUUAAAGGAGAAACAAUGGUUCCUCCAGCAGAGGAGACACCUAAAGAUUUGCAUUUCUUGUCUAACCUCGACACCAGGGUGCAUAUGAUAGACACUAUUUACUUUUUUAACGAAACAACCGAUGUUGGCAGAUUGGAUGCAGCUGAAAUCAUUAAAGAUGGUUUAGGAAAAGUACUUGUUCACUACUAUCCUGUGGCUGGACGGAUCAUAAAGAAUGAAAAGGGCAAGUUUAUGGUUCAUUGCACAGGUGAAGGCGCUCUUUUCGUUGAUGCAGAGGCCAACCUUACGUUGGACGAAAUGGGCGACUUCACGAAACCUGAUCCUGCUACUUACGGGAAACUUGUUUAUGGCCAUCUUGAUCAAAGAAACAUACUACUAAAUCCUCUAGUUGUGGCUCAGGUGACCAAGUUCAAGUGUGGAGGGUUCGUUCUUGGAUUAAGUAUGAAUCAUGCUAUGGCCGAUGGAACCAGUACAGUGGAGUUUAUGAGGUCAUGGGACAUCGUAGACGUAUUCAACACUAAGGCUAUCUUCGAACAAGAAAUGCUUAUUACCAAGUCUUUUAUUUUUCACCGUGAGAAUCUUGAAAAACGUAAGAAAAAAGCUAUGGAGGAUGGGGUUCUACGAAGGUGUAGUAGUUUCGAAGUACUUACAGCUUUGAUGUGGAGAGCUCGAACUCAAUCGUUGAGAUAUAAUCCUGAUCAACAAGUAAGACUACUCUUUGUGGUUGAUGUACGGUCUAGACUAGACCCAAAGCUACCAAAAGGUUACUUUGGCAAUGCAUUCUUGCUGAUGAAUUGUCAGUGUAGCGUGAGUGAGAUGCUAGACAGCCCACUGUCAUCGAUAAUAGAACGAAUCCAAAGAUCUAUGAAGAUGGUUACAGAUGAAUAUGUGAAAUCAACCAUAGAUUUCUUAGAAGAGCCAAAAGGAACUCUACCUCACAGUUCUACAGUAUUUUUAAGUGCUUGGUCUAAUCUUGGAUAUAUAAUAGUAUGGAUUUUGGAUGGGGAAAACCGUUUUUCGCAGGCCCUCCCACGUUACCUAUAA
Papaver somniferum (opium poppy) is the source of this 1095-nucleotide messenger RNA. RefSeq names its product omega-hydroxypalmitate O-feruloyl transferase-like. Lineage: Eukaryota; Viridiplantae; Streptophyta; Magnoliopsida; Ranunculales; Papaveraceae. The transcript is spliced from 3 exons. The coding region runs from base 1 to 1095 and encodes 364 amino acids. Gene Ontology annotation, molecular function: acyltransferase activity, transferring groups other than amino-acyl groups. The record is from RefSeq and is a predicted model, not a curated record.